UCAUACAUGAGGGAAAUUCGUACAAUGUCCACAGAAGCUUAUGAGCAUUUGGUAGAAAGAGACCCAAACACAUGGUAUAGGGCAUUCUUUGAAGCUGAGAGUUGUUGUGAUGCCAUGGAAAACAAUAUAUCUGAAUCUUUCAAUGCAGCAAUUGUAGAGGCCCGGAAGAAACCAAUAAUAACAAUGCUGGAAGAAAUCAAGUUGUACGAGAUGGAGAGGAUGUACAAUCAAAAGCUUAAGGGGCAUAAGUGGGACAUGGAAAUCUGCCCCUCUAUUAGAAAGAGGAUUGAGAAGAUGAAAGAACAACAAAGAGCCUGGCAACUCAGUGGUAUCCAUUGUGUGCAUGCCAUUGUUGCAAUAUUAUACCUGAAUGGAAAUGUAGAGGACUCUAUAGUAGUAUGGUUCAAAACAAGCAUGGUUGGAAGUUGCUAUAGGUAUCCAGUCAAACCAAUUAAUGGAGCUAACAUGUGGCUUGAUGUUCUAUUUGAUCCCAUAUUACCACCUAGGCGUAGGAGAAUGCCAGGAAGGCCCAAAGUAAACAGAAGGAAAUGUUCUACAGAGAAUGAAGGAAGGCAUACAAUUAACAAGACAGGGAUAUCCAUCUCAAGAUGUAGUAACUGUCAUCAAAAAGGACACAACAAGAGUUUUAACAAUGCAACAAAUAAAGAAACUGUUAGUGAAGAACCAGUUGGUGAAGAAGGUGAUGUUGAAGAAGGGGUUGGUGACGAUGGGGUUGGUGAAGAAAGGGCUGUUGAAGAAGGUGAUAUUGAAGACCACCAGAAGGAUGAAAUUGACCACCAAGAAGUUGUUGUUGAAGUUGUUCAAGAUGAAGUUGACCACCAUGAAGCUGUUGUUGAAGUUGCCUACUAUAAACAUGUUUUUGAUGAAGUUGACCACCAUCAGCAUCAACUUGUUUUUUUUUUCAGCAUUUUGGUUCCAACAAAAGGCAAUUGCCUUUUGAGAGGAUCACGAAACUGA
This is a messenger RNA of Lactuca saligna, 978 nucleotides long. The record is from the annotation of a GenBank genome assembly. NCBI's taxonomy places the organism in Eukaryota, Viridiplantae, Streptophyta, Magnoliopsida, Asterales, Asteraceae.